AUAGAUGAUCGUGCAGUCCGGGCGGGAGGUGGCUGCAGCGCAGCGUGAGACUCGGUGCUGCCUGUUUGGACCCCGCGCGCGCCCAGCGAGUCUCCCCAGGUUGCAGGGGCGGAAGGCGCAGGUGGCGGCUGAGCAGGAGCUGGAUCAGGAGCCGGAACGCGCGCUGCAGGGAGGAAGGCGGCCGGGAGCGCGUGGCGGCAGCCCUCCCCUCCGCUCCCCUCCCGCUGCCGCGCAGAGCUUGGAGCAGCCGGGGGCUCUCAACCGCGGCUCCUCCUCCAUCUCCGCCCUCGCUCCCUCGGUCUGCUGUGGCCAUGGCCCACGGCUGGAGCACAAAGGCGGCUCCGCGGUGGUGGAGGUCUGCGUGGGUCCUGCUCUUCCUCGCGGGGGCGUGCGGAAAUGGUACUCUUGCAGAACAUUCUGAAAAUGUGCAUAUUUCAGGAGAGUCAACUGCUUGUGGAGAGACUCCAGAACAGAUUCGAGCACCAAGUGGUACCAUCACAAGCCCAGACUGGCCUUCCGAAUAUCCUGCCAGAAGUAACUGUAGCUGGUUAAUAAGGGCAAAUCCAGGGGAGAUCAUUACUGUAAGCUUUCAGGAUUUUGACAUUCAGGGGUCCAGAAGAUGCAAUUUGGACUGGUUGGCGAUAGAAACAUACAGGAAUCUUGAAAGUUACAGGGCUUGUGGUGGCACCCUCCCACCACCAUAUAUUUCUUCACAAGACCACAUCUGGAUCAGAUUCCGCUCCGAUGACAGUGUCUCUAGAAAGGGCUUCAGACUGACAUAUUUUUCAGGGAAACCCGAGGAAUCCAACUGUGCUUGUGAUCAGUUUCAUUGUGGGAAUGGAAAGUGUAUACCUGAAGUGUGGAAGUGUAAUAACAUGGAUGAAUGUGGGGAUAAUUCUGACGAAGAAAUCUGUGCCAGAGAAGCUAGUAAACCUCCCACAUCUGCUUCUUUCCAACCCUGUGCUUACAACCAGUUCCAAUGUCUCUCUCGAUUUACCAAAGUUUACACUUGCCUCCCAGAAUCCUUAAAAUGCGAUGGCAACAUUGACUGCCUCGACCUUGGUGAUGAGAUAGACUGUGAUGUGCCAACUUGUGGACAGUGGCUGAGAUACUUUUAUGGUACUUUUAACUCUCCCAAUUACCCAGACUUUUAUCCACCUGGAAGCAACUGCACCUGGUUAAUUGACACGGGUGACCAUCGUAAAGUCAUCCUACGUUUCACUGACUUUAAACUCGAUGGUACUGGUUAUGGGGAUUAUGUCAAAAUUUACGAUGGCUUAGAGGAGAACCCACACAAGCUUCUGCGAGUAUUGACUGCUUUUGAUUCUCAUGCGCCUCUUACAGUUGUUUCUUCUUCUGGACAGAUAAGGGUACAUUUUUGUGCCGAUAAAGUCAAUGCUGCAAGAGGGUUUAAUGCGACUUACCAAGUAGAUGGCUUCUGUUUGCCUUGGGAAAUACCCUGUGGUGGGAACUGGGGGUGUUACACUGAACAGCAACGUUGUGAUGGUUACUGGCACUGCCCAAACGGGAGAGAUGAAAUCAAUUGUACCAUGUGCCAGAAGGAAGAGUUCCCCUGUUCCCGAAAUGGCGUCUGCUAUCCUCGUUCUGAUCGCUGCAACUACCAGAAUCACUGCCCAAAUGGCUCGGAUGAAAAAAACUGCUUUUUUUGCCAGCCAGGAAACUUCCACUGUAAAAACAAUCGCUGUGUAUUUGAAAGUUGGGUGUGUGAUUCUCAAGAUGACUGUGGCGAUGGCAGUGACGAGGAGAACUGCCCUGUGAUUGUGCCCACCAGGGUCAUAACUGCAGCCGUCAUAGGGAGCCUCAUUUGUGGCCUCCUGCUGGUCAUUGCCCUGGGAUGCACCUGCAAGCUUUACUCUCUGAGAAUGUUUGAACGGAGAUCAUUUGAAACACAGUUGUCAAGAGUGGAAGCAGAAUUGUUAAGAAGAGAAGCUCCUCCCUCCUAUGGGCAGUUGAUUGCUCAGGGUUUAAUUCCACCAGUUGAAGAUUUUCCUGUUUGUUCACCUAAUCAGGCAUCUGUUUUGGAAAACCUGAGGCUCGCGGUACGGUCUCAGCUUGGAUUUACUUCAAUCAGGCUACCCAUGGCUGGCAGAUCUAGUAACAUUUGGAAUCGCAUUUUUAAUUUUGCAAGAUCACGUCACUCAGGGUCGCUAGCUUUGGUUUCCGCAGAUGGAGAUGAGGUUGUCCCCAGUCAGAGUACCAGCAGAGAAUCUGAAAGAAAUCAUACUCACAGAAGUUUGUUCUCCGUGGAGUCUGAUGACACAGACACAGAAAAUGAGAGAAGAGCUACAGCUGGAGCCUCUGGUGGGGUUGCUGCUCCAUUGCCCCAGAAAGUCCCUCCCACAACGGCAGUGGAAGCAACAGUGGGAGCAGGUGGAAAUUCCUCGAAUCAGAGUACCCGUGGGGGUCACACAGAUAAUGGAAGGGAAGUGACAGAUACAGAGCCCCCAAGCGUGAGUCCAGCACGUCACCAGCUCACAAGUGCACUGAGUCGUAUGACUCAAGGGCUUCGGUGGGUCCGUUUCACAUUGGGGCGGUCCAGCACCGCACAGCAGAACCAGAGCCCUUUAAGACAACUUGACAACGGGACACAUGGAGGAGGAGAAGAAGAUGAUGAUGUGGAAAUGCUCAUUCCAGUUUCUGAUGGAGCUUCGGAUUUGGAUGGGAAUGACUGCUCCAGACCUCUUCUUGGUCUUGCCUCAGAGCAAGGACAAGGCUUUAGACAAACGCAGGGUGUAGCAAUCCCUGGAGGAAGGCCAAGUCAUCGAGAUGGACCCUGUGAGCGCUGUGGGAUUGUCCACACUGCCCAGAUACCAGACACUUGCCUCGAAGCCACACUGAAAAACGAGACCAGUGAUGAUGAGGCUUUGUUACUUUGCUAGGUACUUAUCACUAAAGGGAGAUUGUAUGACUUAAGGGAGAUUGGUUAGUACACAAGUUGGAGCAAUAUCCAUUCAUUGCUUUGUAACUCUACAAGUUACACACUAGUUUUCAUUUCAGACAAAGAUGCAGGAUGAUUCUGUUGUGAUCCUGCAUGGUUGAAUUCAGCAAACUUGUAACUCUAUGAACUUUUAGAGUUCGCUGUUUUAGCAGCUAACAGUUAUGUUCCUAUUGUUUAGUAAUGUUCUUCCAUUCUUUUCUCAUUGUCUUUAUCCUGGUCCUGCCAUUCAUGUAGAUAGAUCAAUGGCUGCUGAAAAAUCAUUUGACUGUCACUUAUCUAUCCUAUGUUAAAAAGACUUGUACAAGGUAAUAUCUUCUUUUAACUGAACCCAUUAUGCUUUGCCAAUACAUCUUGUAACUUGAGAUACUAGAUGUUAUGGUUGUUAACAUACAAAAGGAAAUAGAAAACCUUCUCUUAUCUGUGUUUUUAUUUAGAUAGCAUCUGUCUGAAUAUUGUUGCAUUUUAUUAUAAUAUGAGCUUGUCAAAGAGAAAAAAACUUCAAAGAGAUUUAACAUGCAGUAAUGAAAUUUAGAUAGAUUGAGAUAAAUUAAUGACAAGAGCAAAAACUUUUGUAGAUUUUUGUAAUACUGAAUUUACCAUACUCUAGUAAUGGUACAAACCAAACAGUAAACUCCCAAGUUAUUUCUUGUGUCAUUCUGGUGAAGGGACAGGAGUACGCAGAUGAAGAAGAUAUUCUACUAUGCAUUGAAUCUUGAACUUUAUAAAAUAUGUACAAGAAUUGUACACGAUGAAGUUCCAGUUGGUAACGUCUUUCCCUGAUAUGAGGUUUUGCUCAUAUUGGACCUUAGGAAUUUGCACUAAAAUCAUACCAAGGACUCAGAUGAGUUUAGUGCAAAAGCACUAUCACUUUAAAUACUAUUAUUUGCUAUCACAAUGACUAUAUAUUUCCAUAGCUUUUGGGGAGCUGAGGGGGGCAUUUUUAUUACAACUUGAAGUUGCUUUGCUAGUUUCAUAUUUAUUUGUUGUAUUUAAAGACUGCAUCAUUGUAAGCAAGUGAUUUUUCAAUAUAUUUUAUUCAUGGGGAGAUUGUGCUCCAUGUUGAAGAAAAGCACGCUAAAAUCUUUCAGAUCCACCCCCCUCUUUCAUGAGUAGAGUGAAUUGAAAAACUCUGCAUAUUUUUUUAUCGUCUGUUCCUGUUUAUUUAUUCUUUAGCUGUCUGUUUUGAGUAGUUUAAUGAUUGGGUAUGAAAAAUGUACUCGUGUGAUUAUUGCUAUUUAUUAAAUUUUCAGUACUUUGCUGAAUGUCAUCUUAAAGCAUGUUUGAGGUCUUGUGUAUUUGUCCUGUUAUGCUAUCAGGAAGAACUGACUGAAAAUGUUUUACUAUGUAUAAAAAAUUAAAAUUACUUUUUUUGUA
Messenger RNA from Erinaceus europaeus (western European hedgehog), 4333 nucleotides. It is a transcript of the gene LRP12, whose product is annotated as LDL receptor related protein 12. Gene Ontology annotation, biological process: cilium assembly. The record is from RefSeq and is a predicted model, not a curated record. The coding region runs from base 312 to 2900 and encodes 862 amino acids. NCBI's taxonomy places the organism in Eukaryota, Metazoa, Chordata, Mammalia, Eulipotyphla, Erinaceidae. Gene Ontology annotation, cellular component: microtubule; cilium. Gene Ontology annotation, molecular function: microtubule binding. The transcript is spliced from 7 exons.